AAUUUUCAUUUAUGGACGCUUUCCCGUAAAAUCCCAAAUCCUGAAAGCAAUUUAUAUAACCCUAAAUCAUUCCACUGCAUUCUUGUUCGAAACCAGAGCGAGCGGCGAAAACCUCGAUCUCCAUGGCCACCGUUCGCCUCCUCCGCAUCCGCGCCGCCCGCGUCCCUUCCUCGUCCCCCCGGCUGCCUCCGCUCCUCGCUCGAUUCUCGCGAACGCAUUCCACCACCACCGACGCCGCUCCCGACGCUGCCUCGCCGCCUCCCGUGCCCCAUCGCCGCUACCCACCCCCUCGGCCGCACGAGUUCUCUAAGCCGUGCGAGCUCAUCGGGACCUGGACUCCAGGCGCCAACCCUCGGGAGGCGGCGGCGAGGCUUGAUCGGCUGCAUCGGGACUACAGGAAGCAGAUGAAGCAGGUCCGAGCCAAGUACGCGUACGAGAUGGAGCUGCUGAGGAUCGAGAACCAGCGCAAGGAUGACGCCCGGCGUGAGGCUGCUCGCCUUGCCAACGAGGAGCGGAAGAAGGCGAAGGCUGCUGCAGCCGAGACCCGCGCUGCGGAACGGAAAGCCUUCAAGGAGGAGCUUCGCCUAACCCUAUUGAAAGAAAGAACUCAGAAAUUGGAAAGUUGGAGGGCAAAAGAGAAUCUGAGGGAAGAAAAGGAAGCCGAGAAAAAAGAGCUUUUACGUCGCCAGAGUUCCGUGUGGAUUAAGGAUGAAAACUUUGAGAGAAGAAUGCUGGAGGCAAUAGUUGAUACCACACCCCUCUAGUCAAAUCUGAUCUUCGUGAGAUUAAAGGUUUGUCCCCUUUCCAACUUCAUUUUGAUGCUUUGGAUGCUGCUUAGUCCAAUAAUAUAAUGGAACUGCUAUUGCACAUACAUAAAGUAAAAGCCAAGGAUAAUAGUUUCACGCCUCAUUGGUAUCUUUUGGCUUUUAAAUUAGCUUUGCACAUUUGAUCACGAGUUUGACAAAUUGUUAUAACAAAUGUAGCAAAUAACAAUUAUUUACUAUGUUCGUUUUUUCUAUGCAACAUUGAUAUUGGUAGAAAUGAUAUAGUAAAAUCAUCCAAUCGUUGUAUGCAA
Musa acuminata AAA Group (dessert banana) is the source of this 1075-nucleotide messenger RNA. RefSeq lists its product as uncharacterized. The record is from RefSeq and is a predicted model, not a curated record. Lineage: Eukaryota; Viridiplantae; Streptophyta; Magnoliopsida; Zingiberales; Musaceae. Bases 123 to 764 code for a protein of 213 amino acids. The transcript has 2 exons.